CUUUUUCGGGCUACAAAGUGAAACGUGUAGUAUAUAAACUUACAGUUAAUAUUAAAUUAUUAAGGAAGAAUUUUUACGCGUGUAACACUUUAAAUUUAAAAAAAGAUAAAGGACGAAGUAAAUAAAGGAGAAAAGUGAAAAAUGAAAUUUUUUAUAUAACUUUGGAUUGAAAUCAUCAAUUGUAAUAUUGAAAAAAAGGAUUAGGAUCAAGAAGAAAAAUUAAUUAGCACAAACACAAAACAAAAACAUUUUUAUAGCAAUUUUUUAAGUAAAUCAUAAUGAUUCUAAGAGUACAUUGAAGUAACAAAUAAAUUAUAGAAAUUUAUAAAAAAAUAUUAAAUGAUUAAAUGUUUAGAUGCUGAAAAAAAAUUCAAUAUGACCAAAAAAAAUAAAAUAUAAGAAAAAUUUAAUAAUGAUAAAAUUAUUCAAAUUUUUCAUAUUAAUUAGAUGAAAUUGUCAAAAAUUUCCUAUUUGAGAGAAAAAGAAGGAGAACAUAUUCUACAUCAAUCAACAAAAUAAAAAGAAACUGGCUGUAAAUUUCCGAAAUAUUCAUAAAAAAAGAAAGAGAGAGAAAAAAAAUUCAUACGUGAUAAAAAAAAAGAAAAUUCUUUUUGCGUUUUUUUAUUUUGUUUUUUUUUUUUUGUUUUGAAACACCACAAAUAACAUUCACAAUUAAAACAAAGGAAAAUCAAAGUACGACAAAAAAUUUUUUAAUUUUAAACAUUAAAAAAAAUCUUCCUUAAGAGUUUUGUUUUAUUUUAUAAAUAAAAAAAAAAUAUUUAAAAUUUAUGAAUAAUGGGCGAGUCUCUAGAAACAAAAGUCAUCUAUCAUAUUGAUGAUGAAACAACACCGUAUUUGGUGAAAAUACCAUUACCAUCAGCUCAAGUAACAUUAAAAGAUUUUAAAAUGGUGCUAAAUAAACAAAAUAAUAAUUAUAAAUAUUUUUUUAAGUCAAUGGAUGCUGAUUUUGGGGUUGUUAAAGAGGAAAUAGCAGAGGAUUCAACAAUUUUACCUUGUUUUAAUGGGCGAGUUGUUUCAUGGCUGGUAUCGGCUGAUGGUAGCAAUCAAUCGGAUAAUUGUUCGGAGGUACCAACAAGCGAAAUAGUAUGUAAUACAACACAACGAAAUUCAAAUAAAAUGAAUACAACCUUAGGGGGUAGCGGUGGUGGUGGAAUUGGAGUUGGUGGUAAUGGUUCUAAUAUUGGUAAUUUAAUACCAGGAAAUAUUGGAAGUGGAAAUGUUUUGUCUUCAACUUUAACUGGUGGAUUAAGUGGAGGUGGUGGUGGUAUAACUGGUAAUCAUCAAAUGAUGCCACCGUUAACAUAUCAACAAACUUCAAUAUUAUCAAGUGAUUUAGAUUCAACAAGCUUAUUUGGUACUGAAAGUGAAAUAACAUUAGACAGAGAUAUGACUGAAUGUAGUAGCAUACAAAGAUUACAAGUACGAAAAAAACCUCAAAGGCGUAAAAAACGUGCCCCUACAAUGUCACGUACAUCAAGUUACAGCUCAAUAACAGAUUCUACUAUGUCUUUAAAUAUAAUAACAGUUUCAAUUAAUAUGGAAGCCGUAAAUUUUUUGGGUAUUUCUAUAGUGGGUCAAUCGAAUAGGGGUGGUGAUGGUGGUAUUUAUGUUGGAAGUAUAAUGAAAGGAGGUGCUGUUGCUUUAGAUGGACGUAUUGAACCCGGUGAUAUGAUUUUACAGGUAAACGAUGUCAACUUUGAAAAUAUGACAAAUGAUGAAGCCGUUAGAGUUUUAAGAGAAGUUGUACAAAAACCAGGUCCUAUAAAAUUGGUGGUUGCUAAAUGUUGGGAUCCUAAUCCAAAAGGUUAUUUUACGAUUCCUCGAACAGAACCGGUUAGACCAAUCGAUCCUGGCGCAUGGGUUGCACAUACACAAGCGUUAACAUCACAUGAUAGUAUUUGUCCCGAUAUUUCAGAACCAAUUAAAGAACGUUUAGACCGAAAUAAUUUAGAAGAAAUCGUAAAAGCAAUGAUAAAGCCGGAUAGUGGUUUAGAAAUUCGAGAUAGAAUGUGGUUAAAAAUUACAAUUCCCAAUGCUUUUAUAGGGGCUGACGCAGUUAAUUGGGUGCUUGAAAAUGUUGAAGAUGUACAAGAUCGUAGAGAAGCAAGACGAAUUGUGUCUGCAAUGUUACGAAAUAAUUUAAUUAAACAUACAGUAAAUAAAUUAACAUUUUCUGAGCAAUGCUAUUAUGUUUUAAGUGACGGAAAGAAACCAACAUGUUAGUAUACUUAUAAUUGGAAAAAAACACAAAAAUAUUUUUUUAAGCGUGUAAAUUAUAAAUUAUUUCGAUUUAUUAAAGGUCCAUCGAAUGUUAGUUUGGGAGAAACAGAAAGCAUUACCAGUGAUAUUGCACCAUUGCCAAAUCCUCCCUUAUACAUGCCAUAUUCAGCUCACUAUAAUCCUAGUCAUGGAUAUCAGCCUAUACAAUACGGCUGUACGGAUAGACAUAUAUCGUCAGGUUCCAGUAGUUCAGAUGUUUUAACGAGUAAAGAUAUAUCAGCUUCACAAAGUGACAUAACAUCAAUUAUACAUCAAACAAAUCAAAUGACUAUUACAAAUGGAUCAAAUAAAUCAUCGGGAUCUUCAAAUCGUGGAAAUACUGAACAAGAUGUUUCUGUGUUUAAUUACGUGUUGUGAAUACCUACCUAUCUAACCCUAUUUUUGAGAAAUCAAUCUUUUCCCCCUUACAAAAUUAUGAAAAUAUGUUUUUUUUUCUUUUAAUUUUAUAUUUUUUAAUUAAAAUUGUUUUUUAAUUAAUUACAUUUUUUUGGGCCAUAUUAGAUAAGCAAGUAGCAACAAAUCGAUUUUAUUUAAAAAUUUUGAGAAAUUAUUUCGUCUGUAUAUUUGCCAAAUAUUAUGGUAUCUAAAAAUGCUGCUAUAAAUGUAAGUCGUCAUUCAUUGCUUUUUUUCUAAGUUUUCGCACAAUUAACAUGUUGUUUGAAGCAAUCAAAUAAUUUAAAUUAUGUGAUUAGUAAAUGUUAAUUUUAUAUAUAAGUAGUAUUCAGUUUUGAGAAGUUACUUGUUUCGAAUUAAGUGCAACCAAAUAUUUGCAAUUGAAAAACAAUUUGUCAUUUGUGUGGAGAUAGCCUCCUGACAUGACCGAUAGUUUGACUAUACUCCUCUAGAAUAGUGAAAUAAAAUUCGUAAGAAUGAAUUUUUUUUAGUCGAAAAAGAAUUCAUUUAAAAAUUUGCAUUUUUAACAAAAUUGGAAAAAUCGAUUUGUUUCUUUUUUUUUUGUUUUGUUUCUUAUAUUUUUUUAUGGGGGAACAAAAUGAACACUGUGUUGAAAAGGCAGAUUAAAAAAUAAUUUAGCAAAGCAAAUGAAGAAAAAUGAAAAAUAAAUAACGGAAACAAAAUUUAAUCCCAGAAAAAGGGAAAAGGAAAACGCAAAUUGAAAGAAAACAAAGUAAUAUUUAUUCCUUAGUUUAAAAAUUAAAACAAAAUAAAAAUUCUGUAUUGCAUUGUAUAAUAUAAUUAUAAAAAUAAAUUAAAAAAAUAAAAACAAUAUUUUAAGCAUGUAACAUGA
Molecule: messenger RNA, 3547 nt
Organism: Condylostylus longicornis
Lineage: Eukaryota; Metazoa; Arthropoda; Insecta; Diptera; Dolichopodidae
Gene: dsh
Product: segment polarity protein dishevelled
Exons: 10
Biological process (GO): intracellular signal transduction; canonical Wnt signaling pathway
Cellular component (GO): cytosol
Molecular function (GO): frizzled binding
Source: RefSeq, a predicted model, not a curated record